Ramularia collo-cygni is the source of this 906-nucleotide messenger RNA. RefSeq lists its product as uncharacterized. The coding region runs from base 1 to 906 and encodes 301 amino acids. The record is from RefSeq and is a predicted model, not a curated record. NCBI's taxonomy places the organism in Eukaryota, Fungi, Ascomycota, Dothideomycetes, Mycosphaerellales, Mycosphaerellaceae. The transcript has 2 exons. Gene Ontology annotation, molecular function: phosphoric diester hydrolase activity. Gene Ontology annotation, biological process: lipid metabolic process.
AUGGCAAACUCCCAAUCCGACAUUCCACUUUCCUCAUCACUGCAAGAGAUCCUAUCCCAUGCUCACCAAGGACCUCUGUAUACCUACCCAACAUCCCUAACGCAAGGAAUUAUUCCCAAAGCGAUGCACUCCCACAACGAUUACUGGCGACCCAUACCUUUCUACUCCGCCCUCGCAGCAGGAGCCAUAAGCGUUGAAGCAGAUGUCUGGCUUUACGAUGGCACUCUGCAUGUUGGACACGAAGAGAGCGCUCUUACGAAUGAGAGGACAUUGGACAGCCUGUACAUUCAACCCAUCCUCAGUGUGCUUCAGGCCCAGAAUCCUUCGAAUUCAAGUUUCGUGCAUGGGACUACGAAGAACGGAGUCUUCGAUACCAACAAUGGGCAGACACUCUACCUUUUCAUUGACGUCAAGACGGAUGGUCCAAGCACCUGGCCUGCGGUUGUCAAAGCACUGCAGCCUCUACGUUCGUCAGGAUAUCUUUCGACAUUCAACGGCACGGGUGUUACAGCAGGUCCUGUGACGGUAAUCGGGACGGGGAAUACGCCGCUAAGCCAAGUUCAAGAAGUAUCGCCGAGGGAUUUCUUCUACGAUGCUUCGUUGCCAGUCCUCAACACCGCGCAGUCGAACAUCACUUCGGAUGUGUCACCCAUCGCGAGCACUUCGUUCACGUCGCAGUUUGGAAUGGCGAAGAACGGCACUCUUACCGCGGCGCAGACGAAGUUGUUGAAAGCGCAGAUUGAGAUGGCGCAUCGCAAGAACAUCAAGGUCCGAUAUUGGGACCAGCCCCUUUGGCCUGUCGGAACUCGGAACGCGGUUUGGAGACUGCUUUGGAACGCAGGCGCGGACCUGAUCAAUGUUGAUGAUCUUGAGGGCGCUGCGAACUUCUGGCAGCAGCAGGGGUGA